Messenger RNA from Onychomys torridus (southern grasshopper mouse), 692 nucleotides. RefSeq names its product phosphoglycerate kinase 1-like. Bases 1 to 666 code for a protein of 221 amino acids. The transcript has a single exon. The record is from RefSeq and is a predicted model, not a curated record. NCBI's taxonomy places the organism in Eukaryota, Metazoa, Chordata, Mammalia, Rodentia, Cricetidae. Gene Ontology annotation, cellular component: cytosol. Gene Ontology annotation, biological process: gluconeogenesis; glycolytic process. Gene Ontology annotation, molecular function: ATP binding; ADP binding; phosphoglycerate kinase activity.
AUGGAUUUCUUUUUGGAGAGUCCUGAAAGACCCUUCCUGGCUAUCUUGGGAGGAGCGAAAGUUGCAGACAAGAUCAAGCUGAUUAACAAUAUGCUGGACAAAGUCAAUGAGAUGAUCAUUGGUGGUGGGAUGCCUUUUACCUUCCUGAAGUUGCUCAACAACAUGGAGAUUGGAACUUCUCUGUAUGAUGAAGAAGGAGCCAAGAUUGUCAAAGAUCUCAUGUCCAAAGCUGAGAAAAAUGGUGUGAAGAUUACCUUGCCUGUUGACUUUGUCACUGCUGAUAAAUUUGAUGAGAAUGCCAAGAUUGGCCAAGCUACUGUGGCCUCUGGUAUACCUGCUGGCUGGAUGGAUUUGGACUGUGGUCCUGAGAGCAGCAAGACAUACACUGAGGCUGGGGCUCGAGCUAAGCAUAUUGUUUGGAAUGGACCUGUUGGGGUACUUGAAUGGGAAGCUUUUGCCAGGGGAAUCAAGUCCCUCAUGGAUAAGGUGGUAAACACCAAUUCUAGCGGUUGCAUCACUAUCAUAGGUGGUGGAGACAAUGCCACUUGCUGUGCCAAAUGGAAUAUGGAGGAUAAAGUCAGCCAUGUGAGCACUGGGGGUGGUGCCAAUCUAGAGCUCCUGAAAGGUAAAGUCCUUCCUGGGGUGGAUACUCUCAGCAAUGUUUAGUAUUUGCCUGCCUUUUGGUUCCUGUG